AUGUUGUUGACAGAGUUUUUGGGGAAUGACGUACCCACCACACCUGAGCUUAUUACUCUAGACUUGUUUAGCGUAGCCACCAUUCUGCGGUCCGUCCGUCGCGGCCAACCCCGCUUCCAACAAGCCUUGGCAAGGCUACCCCACCAUUCACGUGCCGUCUGUCACGUGCCAUCACGUGCAUUGGAUCAUACCAGUCCCGUGCCUGGUACCUUGUUCUCUUUUCGGGCUGCAAGGCUUGUCACACUACUAGGAGUAAGACCUGACGCGUUCCCUCACGCCAUCUCCGUACAACAUGCCCAUUUAGGCAGUCCAGGUGCGAACAUUUGA
Plenodomus lingam JN3 is the source of this 327-nucleotide messenger RNA. The record is from RefSeq and is a predicted model, not a curated record. NCBI's taxonomy places the organism in Eukaryota, Fungi, Ascomycota, Dothideomycetes, Pleosporales, Leptosphaeriaceae.